AUAUGUUCUGGGGAAAUCUCCAAAAUGCAUUGUGAGUAUCAGUAAUCAGUAAGACUGGGACAUGUGCCAUACAUUUUAUUUAGUUUUUGUGAUGUUAAAUGUAUUUAUUUAUAUUUUGCAUGCUGAUAGGAGUAUCAAGCAGCCUGGUAAAUAAAGGAUGCUCUGAGACUGGGGCAGCAGGACCAGCGGACAACUUGGUACAUUGUGCAUUCGGCUGUGAAGAAAAUUGAGAAAUCAUCUGAGUGACAAUUAAAGGAGUGAUGGAGAAAAGAAGCACAGGGACCCAACCGGCCCCCGGUCCGUCCUCUAAUAGAGUCAUUACUGUGGUGUUCUUGGCUCUGCUCAUAGACCUUCUGGGAUUCACGCUGAUCCUGCCGCUCUUUCCCACCAUAUUGGAUCACUACAGCAAGUCAGAUGAUAAUCUUUACCAGAAGUUACAGAAUGCUGUGGACUGGUUCGCGUCAUCUGUUGGGGUUCCCCAAGAAAGAAAAUACAACAGUGUCUUGUUUGGAGGUCUUAUUGGCUCCCUCUUCUCCCUCCUGCAGUUUAUCGGCUCGCCACUGACAGGCGCUGUGUCUGAUUACAUGGGAAGAAGGAAAGCUCUGCUCAUAACCGCGGUGGGGCUGAUUGCAUCCUACGCGUUAUGGGCAAUCUCAAGAAGUUUUGGGGUUUUCCUUUUGUCUCGCGUGGUCGGAGGACUAAGCAAAGGAAACGUCAGCCUGUGUACUGCCAUUAUUGCUGAUCUUCCCUCCUUGCAAAGCCGUAGCAAAGGAAUGGCAAUGAUUGGAGUAGCCUUCUCGUUGGGAUUCACAGUAGGCCCCAUGGUCGGAGCUUACUUUGCAAUGAAUGCUGCUACCGAAGAGCUGUUUUAUGUCCGGCCGGCCAUUCUCGCCCUACUUCUUUCGGUUGCCGAUUUGAUAUUCAUCUUUUUGCUUCUUCCUGAGACCCUUCGCAAGGAGAACCGGGUGUCGUCGGUGAUUGAGGGAAUUCAGGGAGCUUCGGACCUUGUCAGUCCCAUGGCCUUGUUUAACUUCUCAGCUGUCACAAGAAGAAAGGACUCUCCUUCUCCUGAAAAUCUUCAGAACCUGCAAGUUCUGGGUCUGGUUUACUUCCUGUACCUUUUCCUGUUCUCUGGUCUGGAGUACACCAUAAGCUUCCUGACCCACCAGCGGUUCCAGUUUACCAGCAUGCAGCAAGGAAAGAUGUUUUUCUUCAUUGGAAUAACGAUGGCGUUGAUCCAAGGAGGGUAUGCUCGAAGAAUCAAACCAGGAAAUGAAAUCAAAGCUGUGAAAAGGGCCAUCAUUCUCCUGAUUCCAGCGUUCAUUCUGAUAGGAUGGUCAAACAACAUGGGCGUCCUGGCCGCUGGCCUCAUCCUUUACUCCCUCGCUGCUGCUAUUGUUGUGCCAUGUUUAUCCUCCGUGGUGUCAACCUACGGGUCGGCUAGCCAGAAAGGGACCGUCAUGGGUAUUCUCCGAAGCCUGGGGGCUUUGGCUAGAGCUGUGGGACCUAUUUUAUCAGCAACAUUGUACUGGCUCAUCGGGGCCGAGCUUUGCUUCAGCAUUUGUGCAGUAUGUUUCCUGAUUCCAGUUCUCUGUCUCCGACGAGUGAAAGUACAACUUAAACAGGAAACGGAAUAACGAACAGAAGAGAUUGUUACAACUGGCAAACGAUGUGCCAUGUAACGCUAAAGGGAUCGGACGUGCAUCUUGCUGGAAUUAUGGGGAAGAUGUUCUCUGUGGGUCAUCUAAUACAGACCGGUGUUAAAUGAUUUUUAAUGAAGGACAAUUUUUCUCUUUUAAUACUGCUCACCCAUCCAUCCACAGUAACAUUUUGUGAUGCGUUUUCUCAUAGUGAUUUGAAUUUUAGCACUAGCUGGUGCUAUUUGGCUAACUCCGUAUUAUGGGUAUUAUCGUGCUUUACAUCACGAGAAACAUCGCCCCAGCCGCUCUAAGCUCAACCCUCUAAACCACGGUUCUCCAGACUCUGGCCCUCCAGAUGUUUCUGAACUACAACUCAUAUGAUUAUCUGGCUCUCUCAUUUAAAGAAUUGAAAGAAUAGUGGGAGUCGUACUUCAGCAACAUCUGGAUUUGUAAAAAGGUUCAGUAGCCGUAUUGGAGAAAACUGAAAACAGCUGAUUUGGAGAAUUCUUCCAAUUUGAUUUAUUAUGGACUAAAAUGUAAAAAUUUUUACAUUCACGAUGAAUUCCUGAUAAAAUAUCACGUAUGUGAAUACCCCCUGUUAUAGUAACCGUGAGUAGGGGGUGGGGGAAUCAUCAACCCAAUAUACCACAAACCUGCCAUUUGUGACCAAAAUCUUGAACAUUUGAUUUACUGCAUAAAACCCAAUAGCACCUUAACCCCUUAAGGACCAAACUUCUGGAAUAAAAGGGAAUCAUGACCUGUCACACAUGUCAUGUGUCCUUAAGGGGUUAAAUAUUGAAAAUGGAGGUGCAUAGAGCACUCCUUUAUUGGCUGAUACAUGGGUGUCUUCAUAAAAUAUGUUUGUUCCUCAAUUACAUUUUUACUGUUACCCUGAUUGACAAUUCCUGCCCUAGGAGCUUAUUUGAUGUUCUAGCAUAUUAUACCAUACUAGUUAUUGAACACUAAUUGUAAAUGGUCGCUUUCUAACUUAAAGCUGACAAAGCACCAUAAAGACUGUAGUUGUGCAGAAGCUGCCCAUAUCACAUUGCGGAGGAGUUUUAGCAAAAAGAAUUGAGAGGAAAUCGCGACUCACAAACCACUGACCAAAGAACCAUCUAUUUUGUAAAUUGACAACUAAAAGUUAAAUACCGGUACGAGGGCAGAUUUCUAUAAAUGAGUAAAAACAGAAUGAUUGCCCGAUAAUAAAUCUCCUGGGAUAUCAUAAAUCAAUUCAGUAAUUAUCCCUGAGCUUUGUUGUAAAGAUACCAUAUCAAGGAAGGCUAAUGAUGUGGCUAGACCAUAAGUCAGCAGGAUAUUACCGUGUAAUAAAGAUAUGAGACGUAGCGAGAAACGUGCAAUAGAAAUGGUUAGAAAAAACAGUGACUUUCUAUCAGGAUGAACAGCUCAAUACAUUACCAGUCUCAUACUAAACACUUGGGAUUAAGUGUAUAGCAUGACAGUGAUUCUAGGCCCAAAUACCUUCUCUUUUUUUUAAUUUUUUUAUUAUUAUUCUGCUCCCUGACAACUAUACCUUAUUGUGAGUCAACGUGAUUUCCUAUUUAAAUAUAGCACAUUAUGUGAACUGCAUUUGAAAACAACUUACACAGAUCAAUGACAUUCCAGGAUAUGCAAUAUAUUAUUUUACUAGGUGUUUGUGUGUGUAUAUAUUUUUUAUAUAUUGUUUUUUUACAAUGUUUACAAGGUUAGGCUAUGGAACUGUUGUAUGAUUUUUAGCUCUGGCUUUACGGUGCAUAAUUUGGUGUAGCUUGAUUUGGGCUUGUGUAACCAGGCAACGAGAGUGGCCUGACCCUUACAAUAAGAUAAGGGCAACCACCAAUCUCUCUGCAAUUCGCUGGUAUGGCAGUGUCUCUUCCAAAUGGUGGCAUUUAUGAUAUGAAUAAAAGGUUUUGUUUUUAUAGCA
This is a messenger RNA of Pelobates fuscus (common spadefoot toad), 3561 nucleotides long. RefSeq names its product major facilitator superfamily domain containing 10 (gene SLC75A1). NCBI's taxonomy places the organism in Eukaryota, Metazoa, Chordata, Amphibia, Anura, Pelobatidae. Gene Ontology annotation, molecular function: transmembrane transporter activity. The record is from RefSeq and is a predicted model, not a curated record. Gene Ontology annotation, biological process: transmembrane transport. Bases 261 to 1637 code for a protein of 458 amino acids. Gene Ontology annotation, cellular component: brush border membrane. The transcript is spliced from 13 exons.